UGUACGUGUUGCAGUGUGGGAUGCGACAGGUCCGGAGACUGUGGAGCGCGGCUGGAAGGGGCGGGGGGAAAGAAACUGUAAAGAUCAAAUUGGUUUAGAAGUGUGUUUUGUUUUCUGUUCUGGCAUUAGACCAUCGUAGUAGUAACUCAUUAAGUAUUGAUUGUGGAUCAGACAAGAAAAAACGAAAUCUGAUCAUCGGGGCAAUUUGAGAAAAAUGUCGGAAAAUCAACCGAAUAACCCGAACCGGGUGAGGAACAACAACCUGAACCCGAACCCGCUCAUCAAUGUCCGAGACCGGCUCUUCCACGCACUCUUCUUCAAGAUGGCCGUGACAUACGCCAGAGUGUUUCCCCCAUCCUUCCGCAGAAUGUUUGAGUUCUUCGUCCUCCUGAAGGCUCUCUUUGUACUUUUUAUUUUGGCUUACAUUCACAUUGCCUUUUCACGUUCUCCAAUCAAUUGCUUGGAGCACAUCCGCGAGAAGUGGCCACGGGAUGGAAUCCUCCGUGUGGAAAUCCAACGUAAUUCUACCCGUGCUCCCAUUUUUCUUCAAUUCUACGAAUCAGAUAAUUUUGCUGGCAUGGUGAAAGAGCCAGCAGAAGAUGAAGAAGAACUGACCGUAGAAAUGUUUGACAACAGCUCUAUACAGUUUGAGCUGGACAUAGAGCCUAAAGUGUUUUUAAAGCCUUCACUUGGAAAUAAAGCAGACGUCGUGACACAGGUGGUACAAAAUGAUAGCCAGGGGCUUUCAUUCACAGAGGCACCUAGUAAAGGUAUGCAGCCUCUCCAGGAAACAGUCUCUGAGUUUGAGAUGCUGACAAGAGCAGUUUGGCCACAAGAGGAGUACAUAGUUGAAUACUCAUUGGAAUAUGGAUUCCUCCGUCUAUCUCAGAGCACCAGGCAGCGCCUAAACAUCCCAGUUAUGGUAGUUACAUUGGAUCCAACAAAAGAUCUCUGUUUUGGAGACGGUUUUAGUCGGUUUCUUUUGGAUGAAUUUUUGGGUUAUGAUGACAUACUGAUGUCCAGUGUGAAAGCAUUGGCUGAAAAUGAAGAAAAUAAAGGGUUUUUGCGCAAUGUUGUAUCAGGAGAACACUAUCGUUUUGUCAGUAUGUGGAUGGCCAGAACCUCCUACCUUGCAGCUUUUGUCAUCAUGGUCAUAUUUACAUUGUCAGUUUCUAUGCUGUUACGUUACUCUCAUCAUCAGAUCUUUGUCUUUAUUGUUGAUUUGUUGCAGAUGCUGGAGAUGAACAUGACCAUUGCAUUUCCUGCAGCUCCCUUACUUACAGUGAUACUCGCAUUAGUUGGGAUGGAAGCCAUCAUGUCAGAAUUCUUCAAUGACACAACCACAGCAUUUUAUAUUAUUUUAAUUGUCUGGCUGGCAGACCAGUAUGAUGCAAUUUGCUGUCACACUAACACGGGCAAACGACAUUGGCUCAGAUUCUUUUACCUGUACCACUUUGCCUUUUAUGCAUAUCAUUAUCGUUUCAAUGGCCAGUACAGCAGUUUGGCUUUGGUAACGUCUUGGCUGUUUAUACAGCAUUCAAUGAUAUACUUUUUCCAUCACUAUGAGUUGCCUGCCAUCCUUCAGCAGAUUCGCAUUCAAGAGAUGUUACUACAGAACCAACAGGCUGGCCAAGCCAACCAGACAACUCUCCAGGAUAACCUCAACAACAACACUGCAACAGAAAGUGUUCAACAGAACCCCACGGAUCCAGGCAAUCUUCUUGAAUCUACUCCUGGUCCAGCCCAGUUAAACGAUGCUCCCAGCCUAGCAGAUAGCAUUCAGCCUGUUCGUAUGCAGAAUGCAAGCCUUGAGGUGACCCCAUUAAGUGGUGAUCUGAAUUGGGUGGCAGAAACAGCAGCUAUCAUAUCAGAAGGCAUUGCAGCUCCAGAAAGGAAUACUUCUGCCCGGAGCUCCAACAAUAUGAAUGAAACAUUAAGCAGUGAUGGUUCAAAUGUCCCAAAUGCUUCUAGUACCGUUGAACAUGCUCAACCUAGUUUAAGUUCUGAAGAAAGUAAAGCUGUGCCUUCACACAGUGAUGAUCUUCAAACAACAGAGGACCUCAGCACAAUUAAUUCUUGUGCAACUGAGAACCAAGAGGCAGUUCUCAUUAAAACUGACCACCAGGACUUGUGUCCCACACAAGACAGUAAGACCUAUGUGCAUUCAUCUCUGCGUGCUAGUGAUGUUAGUUUUGACCAAUCAGAAAUGGACCGUGAACACCUGUCUAAUAUUUCGAAUAGUUCAGACACAGAGAGAAAUGAUCACAGCAUUUCGUGAACCUCCUAACAUCUUUUGCUGUUCAGUCUGGCAGUUUAUUAUCAGAAAGCCCUUUUAAAAUGUUCACAAAAAAUGUAUCAAUAAGUGUGAGGGAUAUACUAUUACAUCAAGCGUUUUCAUUUGUAAAAGCAAAAUAUCCCUCGGCUUUCAAUUGGUUUCCAAAACAAAUGGAGGGCAAGGAGCAGCAUCCUGUUCAGUGAGCAUUAGUGGUCUGAGCUCAGUUGGAACGAUAACUCCUCCAAUCAGUCACCCUGCCCCUAAUCUUCAGCACAGCUGUGUGCUUAACUAUUACAUAAGUGCAAUGAAAUACUAUCAGUCUAUAAAGACAGAGAAAGACCACCAAAAAGAAAGAACUCACAGCUGGUUACCCAAAAAAAAGGCAAGUGUGGGAAUGGCGAUAGAAGAUGCUUGUUCCUUUGAACUCACAGCAUAUAUGUAAGUUGCUUCCACGGUGCAAUAAUUUGAUGUGUAUUGAUUCAAUUCUGCAAGGUCUUAUUACCUGAAAGACUUUCAAGUCUUGGUUCUUGAACUGGUGCCUACAUACAGAAGAAAUUUGAAUGAUACUAAUGUAGAAAUUCCAGUAGUUUCUAAUAAACUUUAAACCUAACUAAUUUGGAACUGAUUCUGAUAGAUUUUUCAGUUACUAUAUUGUAUUUAAGUGUAAUGUAAGAGUUUCAGUCUUUGUAUAUAUUAAAAUAAAUGAGAUCUGAAUA
This is a messenger RNA of Mobula hypostoma (lesser devil ray), 2991 nucleotides long. It is a transcript of the gene tmem259, whose product is annotated as transmembrane protein 259. Gene Ontology annotation, biological process: response to endoplasmic reticulum stress; positive regulation of ERAD pathway. Lineage: Eukaryota; Metazoa; Chordata; Chondrichthyes; Myliobatiformes; Myliobatidae. Gene Ontology annotation, cellular component: endoplasmic reticulum. The transcript is spliced from 11 exons. The record is from RefSeq and is a predicted model, not a curated record. Bases 215 to 2278 code for a protein of 687 amino acids.